Messenger RNA from Trichoderma harzianum CBS 226.95, 1485 nucleotides. RefSeq lists its product as hypothetical. The record is from RefSeq and is a predicted model, not a curated record. The transcript has a single exon. NCBI's taxonomy places the organism in Eukaryota, Fungi, Ascomycota, Sordariomycetes, Hypocreales, Hypocreaceae. The coding region runs from base 1 to 1485 and encodes 494 amino acids. Gene Ontology annotation, molecular function: protein binding.
AUGAGAAAAUGGACGCCAGCCAGCAGCAACCAAGAAGUGGACCAGCAUCUACGGAUAGUUCAGCUAGUACAGCAUCUCAUGCGAGUCGAGAAUCAACCUAUUACCCCUUUCAUCUACGAGUGCCUCAUGGAUGCCAUGGCUCAUCCUCGAGGCUCCGUUGACGGCGUGCGCCGAAUCCUGGACGACAUGGUCGAGCAGCAGGGGAUGAAGCCAACGGCGGAGUUAUGCAACGCCGCCCUGAGAGCGUUGAUGAAUCACCCAGACUACGUGUUGCGGAUGGAGAUUCGAAACAUUAUGCAAGAGUACUGGUUUCCAACCGACACGCCGGUAAAGCAGACAAUUGCAAUAGGACUGCUGCGAGACGACCAGCACGAGCUGGCGUAUGCAAAGCUAACGGAGAUGAUUGAGCAAGGGGCCAAGGUUGACCCCUGGGUCUACGACAUUUUCAUUUUAGUGUUUGGGAAACUCGGAUUCUUGGAUGAAAUGCUGCAACUUCUCUAUAGACGCAAGAAUCUCGCCGGUAGCACUGACCCCAUGGUCAUCAACCUAACAUACUACGCUUUGGAUGUGUGUAGCCAGGCAUAUCAUCACGCGGGAACUCUCUUUGGCUGGUUAUCAGUGGUGCAAAACCACCUCGUGCAGCCGUCGGAUGGCAUCAUUGAGAACGUGCUAGGGACAGCGGCUAGAAACGCAGACGCGCAGCUUGCCACAGAAGCACUGGAUAUGGUGUCACAGCGAACAAGAGCCCAACCCUACCACUACGAAGCCGUCGUGGAGGCCUUUGCCGGUAGCGGAGACCUGGCGGCAGCGAUACGAACUCUCUCCAUCAUGUCAGAAAACGGGAUAAGGAUCGGACGCGGUUACACUAGGACGCUGCACAAGGCAGUCCGAAGCCGUCCGGAGCUCUUGGAUAACGCCGAGGCAGUGGUGCGGGAGGCAGCCCGUGCCCGUCCUGUGCCUCGCGCGGCCGCAGCUGCGGUGGUCGAAUCAAUCGCAGAAGCACACGGCAGCGCAAAAGCGUUAUCUCUAUACCGAGACCUGCCGACGCUCUGUGACGUGGAGCCGCCUAAUGCAAGGAUGCUACAGAAUCUAAUCAUCCAUAGCGCUGACGAGGCUACGGCUAAGUACUUUGCAAAGGAGUAUGCGGACCAGGUUUCAGAAGAUGACGACCCGACUCAAAGCACGGCGACUUUUAGUACCUUGAUUACGAGGUGCGCAGAGGUUGGUGAGAUGGACUUGGCGUUCCGAUUCGUGAAACAGGCCAUGGCCGGCGGGAUCACGAAGAGCCGAUCAUUGAGAUGGAUCAGCGUCCUGGUCGAGCAGGCGAUUACGAGAGAGGAUGGUCGGGUCUGGCCUGUGGUGGAUUCGCUGCUCAACACGGGCGACGAAGAUACGGCCAAGAGUGUGCGCAGGAUUCUGCAGCAGAAGAGGAUUUCGAAACUAGCCUCGCAGUGGAGGUCCAAAACUCCAACCACGACGCCAUGA